AUGAGGAUUGGUCGUGUAUCCAUGUGGGAUGUGAGCGAUGAAGAGUGGGAUGAUCGUGUGCCCAUAUGGGGUGUGAGCGAUGUACCCGAAUUCAGACGAGAAAUAAUUGAACUUAGCCGUAAAGGUUUUCUUGAUAGAGAAACUUUCCUUGAUGAGUUUUUCUUCAACACUCUCCUUUUUAAUAACAAUUAUAAAAGUGAUCAUGCACUUAGUUUUGUGCCUGCUACCUUCACAACCAUUGGGGAUUCAACUCUCCUUGAUUUGAUUUCACUAGAGGCAGAAGUUGUUGCCUUGAACAAGGAAGGGGCAUGA
Vicia faba (fava bean) is the source of this 312-nucleotide messenger RNA. The record is from the annotation of a GenBank genome assembly. NCBI's taxonomy places the organism in Eukaryota, Viridiplantae, Streptophyta, Magnoliopsida, Fabales, Fabaceae.